AUGGCAUCAGAGCUGGCAAUGAGCAACUCCGACCUGCCCACCAGUCCCCUGGCCAUGGAAUAUGUUAAUGACUUCGAUCUGAUGAAGUUUGAAGUGAAAAAGGAGCCGGUGGAGCCCGAUCGCAGCAUCAACCAGUGCAGCCGCCUGGUCGCCGGGGGAUCCCUAUCUUCCACCCCGAUGAGCACGCCUUGCAGUUCGGUUCCCCCCUCUCCAAGCUUCUCGGCGCCCAGUCCGGGAUCAGGGAGCGAACAGAAGGCGCACUUGGAGGAUUUCUACUGGAUGACCGGGUACCAACAGCAGUUGAACCCCGAAGCUCUGGGUUUUAGCCCGGAGGACGCCGUAGAGGCGCUGAUCAGCAGCAGUCAUCAGCUCCAGACCUUCGAUGGCUAUGCCAGAGGGCAGCAGUUCGGCGGCGCAGCCGGCGCAGGGGGCGCAAUGGCCGGGGAGGAGAUGGGAUCAGCGGCCGCAGUGGUGUCCGCGGUUAUCGCUGCAGCCGCAGCUCAGAACGGGGCUCCCCACCACCACCAUCAUCAUCAUCACCACCACCACACAGGGGCACACCAUCCCUCCUCCGGUUCUCAGUCCAGCGGCGGCGCGGGGGGAAACCACCAACACAUGCGCUUGGAAGAGCGGUUCACGGACGAGCAGUUGGUGACCAUGUCGGUGCGGGAACUGAACCGGCAGCUCCGGGGGGUCAGCAAAGAAGAGGUGAUCCGUCUGAAACAGAAGAGGAGGACGCUAAAGAACAGAGGCUAUGCCCAGUCCUGUCGGUACAAGCGGGUCCAGCAGCGGCACGUUUUGGAGGGAGAGAAGACGCAACUCAUGCAGCAGGUGGACCACCUCAAGCAGGAGAUCUCCCGGCUGGCCAGGGAGAGGGACGCCUACAAGGAGAAAUACGAGAAGCUGAUCAGCACCGGCUUCAGAGAAAACGGAGGAUCCAGCAGCGACAACAAUCCUUCUUCCCCGGAGUUUUUCAUGACAUCAAGAAAAUUCCUCCACCUGUGAUAGAGAGCUGUGCCCUCUCGGCCCCACCACCCUGGAGUCUGAGAUAUCAUGACACUGGAAUGCUGUUUCAAGAACAACCUGCAGCAUCCGGACUGCCACAAAGCACAAUGUCUCAAAAGCAGC
Archocentrus centrarchus (flier cichlid) is the source of this 1128-nucleotide messenger RNA. RefSeq names its product transcription factor Maf-like. Gene Ontology annotation, molecular function: RNA polymerase II cis-regulatory region sequence-specific DNA binding; DNA-binding transcription factor activity, RNA polymerase II-specific. Gene Ontology annotation, cellular component: nucleus. The record is from RefSeq and is a predicted model, not a curated record. NCBI's taxonomy places the organism in Eukaryota, Metazoa, Chordata, Actinopteri, Cichliformes, Cichlidae. The coding region runs from base 1 to 1005 and encodes 334 amino acids. Gene Ontology annotation, biological process: regulation of transcription by RNA polymerase II. The transcript has 3 exons.